UGAAUAACAAUAUUAUGCAGCACAUUGUGAAAAAGUUUUGGAAUACUUAUCAAAAGAAUCUCAAAUCUGUAAAAAUAUUUGGUCCUCCUGCAGAAGAGAUUGCUAAAGAUUUAAACUUUGGAAAUAAAGUAUGCCUCAUCACUGGCGCGAGUAACGGCAUCGGCUUGGAAAUCACCCGGUGCUUGACGUCAAUCGAUUGUAAUGUGUUGAUGGCGUCUCGAAAUCCAUACGUUGCAAGGAACACUGCUAAAAAUGUUUGUAAAAAUUUCGAUCGGCUGGCGUUCUAUGAAGUGAACCUCGCUUCUCUGUCUUCUGUUCAGAAAUGCAUAAAAUCGCUUCUACAGUCUCAAAAGAGUAUCGACAUAGUAAUUUUGAAUGCCGCUACAUUCGGGCUGCCGUGGACGUUGACGGAAAACGGAUUGGAAACAACUUUUCAAGUUAACUUUCUGAGCCAAUAUUAUCUGCUACUGAGUAUAGAAAAAAUUCUUUCUCCGAAUGCUCGCGUUGUGUUUACGUCAUCAGAAUCUCACAGGAACGUGGAACUAUCGGAGGGUGCGCGUGUAUUUCCAUCCCUAGAUCACUUCUCGCUAUCGGCGGAGAGGUACACGUCGAUCCGAGCGUACAACCUGUCUAAGGUGUGCGGCGUGCUGGCGGCGCGGUAUUUACACCAGCGCUGGCUGCACGCGGGGCCGGCGGUGUUCUGCGCGCACCCCGGCUCCUUCGUCAAGACGGGCCUGUGCCGCAACUGGUGGGUGUUCGAAGCCCUCUACACGGCUAUGUUGCCCUUCUCGAAGAGUAUUGGUCAAGCCGCUAGCACAAUCGUGUACUGCGCGACGUCGCCGGAGUUGGCUGGUCAGUCGGGGUUUUACUUCAAGGACUGUCGGCGCUGCGAGCCGAGCGAGCUGGCCGGGAGCACCUACCUCGCCUACAGGAUGCACGACCUCGCCUGCGACGUGUUGCGACAGAGGGGGUUCUACCUCGAUGUGAAUACGGCUAGCCAGAUUCACGAGACAGAACACGAAAUGGAGGAGCAAAUUUGUUAGGUUACGGUAGGCUCCGCAGACUUUUAGUGGGCCGAUAGUUCGAAAGUUUAAUCAGUACGAAGAUGUAUGAAGGUGCGCACAAUUAAAUAACGAUUUGUAUCGGGCGAUAGUAAUGUACUGAAACCCCCAUUCGAUCAAACUAUCGGCCGACUAAAAGUGUGUAGUCUGCGUGGGCCCUAAGGCUCACUACUGACUAGCGCCAUCUGAGUGAAACACGGCUAGCGAGAUUAGAGCAAAGUUAGGUUAUGGU
Messenger RNA from Aricia agestis (brown argus), 1293 nucleotides. RefSeq names its product WW domain-containing oxidoreductase-like. NCBI's taxonomy places the organism in Eukaryota, Metazoa, Arthropoda, Insecta, Lepidoptera, Lycaenidae. The record is from RefSeq and is a predicted model, not a curated record. Bases 15 to 1043 code for a protein of 342 amino acids. The transcript has 6 exons.